AAUGUUUGAAUUCAAUGCAUUUUUAUUGUUUGGGCACAAAAGGUGGAAAGAGUGUCGCGUUUUGGCUGUACAAAUUUAAUUUUCUGUUUAAUCAACAGAAGUUCCAACAUUUUUUAAUCAUCGAAUGCAAAUGGAACUUCAAAUUAAAUGUGGUUUCUGCGAGGUUUAUGUGAAAUGCGAAAUUGAUGUGAAAAAUACAAACGCUUUAUUCAAAUGAAGUUGAGACAAAUGUGAAAUCCAUGCAAAAUAAUGAUAAAUAUGAGCACAAUCGGAAUUCUUCUGGGCUGCGCUUAGUGACGUUUAGGACAGUAAUUUGUUAAAAAAAAAUUGGUAUUUGCUGUUGUUGAAUCCGCACCAGCUUUAAUUGUGUGAUUCAUGUGCAGCAUUUUCCUUCAUUCGGUGUGAAUAUGUAAACGAAAUUAAUGCAAUGAAAAAUUAAAAAAAAAAGUGCAAACUAUCCAAAAAUAACGGAUUUAGUUGCGAAAAAUAAAAAUAAACAUAUUUAAAUGAUUUAACUGAAUUUGGAGACUGUGUUUUAGACUUUGAUAGCUCAAUUAAACUGACCACAAGACGCAAUACAAGUCUUAUUUGCAACAACAAUUCAGUUUACUCGUAUUUUAAUUUCGCAUUUUAUUUAUGCAUUUGUUUUUGUUAUUUUUUAUCGCACAAAAUUAAAAUACUUUUACUUGAAAAACAAUUAUUUUUAACGCAUACGUUGUUGUUUUUUAUGGCGAAAACGUAAGCAAGAAUUGCUAAAUACACAAACUGACUGACGUUAUGCUGCAAAACAUUGUGAGUUAAACAUACUCGUACGAGCACAUUCCAAAUUUAACCAACCGAUGUAUAAAUAACAACUGCGACGCAUAUGAUGUGCAUACAAAAGAGUAUAGGUUUCUAUACACGAGCAUGUAUAUUUCACUGUAAUUAAUAUGGAUAUGAUAACAUUACAAAAACAAAAUGACAUAAUAACCAGAAUUCAUUUUUUUCCAGUGAAAUAGCUUAAUCAAACAGCAAAUUAACAGCAAAUAAUUACUUUUAUAAUCACAAAGUUACUUAAUCAAUAGUUCAGCGAGUACGACCAUAGACUGUCGUCCAGUCAUUCAUUUAGCGAAUCGUUCAGUUUUGUGCGCAAAAUUGCAAUCGGAUACUUUUCCUUUUUCGUGUUAUUUCUUUACUUUAAUAUCUUUGCAUCAUUUUACAAUAUGUGUAAGCGCAUAUAAGCAUAUACUCGUAUAGCUAUGUAUACAUAAGUGCAUUUAUGUAUAUGUAAGAGCUGACGACGACGACAAUCACAGUGAAAUUCGCAUCGUAUUACCCACUGGAAGGCUUUAGCGGCAGCCGCACUUCAUGCGAACACACCUGACUGCUGACUAAAAGCAGAAAAGGGAAUUUCAUAAGCAACAACAACAGCCAACAAAGUUUUCAAAUCACCUAAUUAGGGAUAUACCGCCCAGCUGUAACGCGGACAGCUUGUUGAAAGUGCGGAUUGGAUGUGUGGGCAAAUACUAGAUGAAGAGGAACUCAAAUUAGCCACAAAUUAAAUAUAAAUAGUCAACACCGUGCAGAAAGGCAGAAGCGAUUAAGGGUUGGAACACAUGAUAAUAUGACCAAAUGCCUAAAUUGAAUAAGCGCACAUAAGUAACAAGUUUCGAUUGUCUGCAUUCAAACCGCCUUUAACGUGGGCGAAUGUUUUAAGCACAAAUUAUGAGCAACAUGAAACAUGGUUUCUCCACACUCAAUCGGUGGUUGGGGAAGAAGAACAAAGCCGAAAAAGCAAUGCCUAAUGGCAAACUGUCCAAGUCUAGCACAAACCUAAACAGUUUGUCCGUCUCAUCGACGAACAUCAACGAAACUAGUCAAUUGGAAUAUAAUCGCAUCACGCCCUUGCCGGCAGCCACAAGUAAUGCGCCUUUUGAACAGACCUUCCGCAUUACCGUCCUUCUGCCGAAGGAUCAGCUGUACGUUGCACGCUUGGGCGCACGCGUACCACUGAGCAAACUAUUGGAAUUGGUAUGCGAAAACAAGCUACUGGACGCAACAAAAUAUGAAUUUAGAAAUCCAGUUGAUUCGAGUCAAGUGUACAGCUGCGAUUUAACUAUUGGUGCUGUGGGCCUCUCUGAAAUACGUUUGUGUAACAAAUCCGAAUCGUAUGGCAAUUUUAAUGCCGAUGAAAUUAUAAAACUGCAUCGAACGGCAAUCAUACGUGACUCUCUCUCUUCAUCGGAGUUCAGUAGUCGCUACUCUAAGCACACAACGAAAACGACUAGUCCCUACAGCUCAAGCAACUCGCUUAAUUCGAUGGACUCGACAGGUAUGAAUUGCAUACGCACUCCUGUCUCUCCACCUGCCACACUUACAACAUCAACACUCACAACUCCAACUAAAAUAUCGGCUCCUCCACGAAAGAAACGUGCUGCACCACGACCACCGAGCCAAACUGCCAUACCAGAGAAGGCAGUGCUCGUGACCAACGGCGAAGCGACCACAAAAGAUACAAACUCGAAUACCAUUGACAAUUUAGAGGUGCCAGACGGUUCUCUGUCACAUAAAAAUCGCUUUGUAUCGACGCCAAAUCUCUCUACAUCGCCAGAAGUGAAAGCUUUUAAUUCCAAUGGACACAUAAACAGUCUUAACAUUGAAACCGAACUAGAGUCUAGCUUAAAUGGUUACACUAAUUUGGAUAUUGAACUGGAACAAUCACAGGUCAAACAAAAAAAUGCACGAAACUUGUGUGGUGGCAGCGUACAGAAUUUAUACAGUGCUGAAAGCGUUCAACAACCUAUUGAAUUCCCUGAGCCAUCACCGCGUAAACGUAUGAUACAAAUUAAGAAAAAGACCACAGCACCUGCACCACCGCCCAGGGGCAGUUUAUAUGCAGAUUCGGAUACUCUUUCAAUCCAUUCAAUGACUCCGUCUACACCGGAUACGCCUUUAAGUCCACUUAUGCCCUUACCGCCCGAUUCUCCGUCAGUAAACACAAAUAUUGAAGAACAUUUAGAUCAGAAUAGUAAUAAACAACAAUCUCGUGAUGAUGAACCUGUUGCCAAUGAAAUUCCAUCAGCAACACGGAACCUGGAGACUAUCCCUUCUGAGGCUGAAAAAACGACAGCUAUUGUACCUAAACCUCUUCCAAGGAUAACGACUAAUGCUUUUCAAAACGAUAACGAUACAUUUUUGGAAAAUUCAGUUUCUACUCUAACAGCAGCGAACGUUUCCAAAAUUAUUCUGAAUCGUACACCAACGCCGGAGCCUCGAUCCCUUUCUGCUGAGCCACAGGAUAACGAUAGCUAUCUGGGUGUCCACAUCGCAUCACUGAAAAACACAGUCGAAUUAGAACACGACGAUGACGUAUCAUCUAAACAAAUGGACUCCGGUAGCUAUUUGCAUGCACAUAUAGCAGCGCUUAAAAAUCCAUCAAGUUUAGAGAAUGAGGAUGACGCUUUGUCUAAACAGGCUGAUUCAGGUAUCGGCGAGCCUGUACCAUCUCCGGUUCCCGAUAGCUUGCCAUCAGAGAGUUCGGUGAAUGAUGGUAAAUCGGCAUUUGAGUCGAGCUCAGAUGACGACGACAUUAUUAAGGUGUAUAAUUUCAAGCUUGGAAAAACCGUGGUCAAACCUCAAGCUGAACCAAAAACUCUGGAAGAUUUCGUCGUUUUAGCCGCUGAGGAUCAGGUUGACAGUGGAGAUAAUACACCAACAACAGCAACACAAGAAGCAACACCCAAUUUCUCUGAUAGCGCGUCUUGGAACUUUUCAAUUCCAAUAUCUCCUCCGCCUAAUUUUGCUGACGCACGCUUUGCAGAUGGUUUUGUAAAUGAGAAGCCUCCGGACACGCCAAUCACUCCCAAAAUUAAAGAACGACCAAAGUUGGAUUUUAAAUCAAUUUCCCAUGCAGAGAGAACCUUUGUGCCAACUGUUGACAGUUCGCAUCAAGAACCAACGCAGCCACAUGACAUUGAGGUCAAAAGGGAUAUUUUAGCUUUGCCAAGCCCGACAGCUCCUUUAAAUGAAAUUGUAGAGGAACUUUCGGCAAUAAUUCAUUCAAAGGGUUUGGACACUCUUAUUAAAAAGCCAGAGGAUGAACCAAAGAUACAGUCGGCUAAGCCAACUACAUUACCUAACUUCAGUAUCACAACAAUCACACAACAGAUUCAAGAAAAAGAAAAUGAAGUUCCAAAUAAAGUUUCGGAACUAACACUAGCAAAUAGUGUGACAAAUUCUAGCGUUGAGCAAGUAAACAAUAAAGAGCAACUGCAUUCCGAGAAAACAACUUGUAUUGCCGGACAACAAAACGUUAUGAACAUAGAAACGCCAUCAACACAAAUUACGCACGCCAAAGUUGAACCCAACGGAUUUAGUUCCAGUCGUAGGCGAUCAUCAGGCGAACUUAGUAUUGGCGAAUCACCAUCUCUUCAAAGUCCUGAAGUUAUCAAAACGAUUCUGAAUUCACGCAAAAAUAGCUCCGCCAGCAGUAGUGAUGCAGACACCAAGGGAGCCGAAGAACUUAAAAGGCAAGACGAAAAAACACCAAAGAAUAUAGUUAAUGCACAAAACGACAUAGAUACAAAUAUAGCAACGCCACAGCCUUGUGUCACUUCCAAUUUCGAGAGCAUCGAGUCAAAAGAAGAACAUAAAACGAAUUUUGUCAAAAUUGCUGAGACACCAAAAAAUAAUGUGAAUGCACAAAAAGAAGAGGAAACAACGAGUUCAUCGGCAGAACAGACUAAACACAAAGAGCUGCCUAAAUUAUACCGAUACUCCGGACCGCCAAGCAUUAAUUUUUCUACUUGGAGUGAACGGCCCAAAGUGCAAGUAUCCAUAAAAAAUGAAGGUGAUUAUAUUUUCGGCGGCAAGAAUGCCGACAGUCAAAGCGCGGCAGUUACAACAGCUGCCAUUGAGAUUAACACGAAAUCUCAUAAUCGAAAUAAUAGAGUUUCAAUGCCUGCGGCUGCUUUUUGGGCGGAAAGAGAGAAUGCACCACCCCCUGUUGCCCCUAAACCCAUAGUAAUCGCUUCCCCCACCGAACGAAUGGGUAUCCCCGAAAAAGAUUAUCGUGUUCCGAUGAGCGUUAAACCAUUACGCGAUGUAACAAUUGAAAACGUCGAAUUAAAUACGACAACAACAAAUAACGCAACACAACUGGAGCACUCAGCUAAGGGCCAGUGGAAAUCGUCAAGUAUUACAACUGUUCUACUCAAUGGAAGUUCAGAAUCGGAAAAUAAUAAAGGUGAAGCAAUCCUCAGACCAUCUUUCACAUCGACUUUGCCCCGCAGCAACGCCAAUCGAUUUAGCAUACCGGUAGUAAAGAACGUGGGUCCAGGGUUGCUCCGUUCAACCUCCAUCACCCAAUUGGAAGCGAAUAAGCCGAAACCCAUUCAGUCCGAAGUAGUAACAGCGCCAUUUGGUCAGAAUACAUUGCGAAAGACUGGUUUAAAAGAGAAAAUACGCGCAAACGAUUCUUUACCAAAAGAAAAGGAACAAACCGAAAAAAAUAUUUCGGAGCAAAUUCCCAAGCCUCUAACGGCAAGCGUACAACGUUCUACUACGAUUCUCAAUGGUUUCGUAGAUGUGACAAAUGUAAAAACAAUGACCGAGACAAGAAAAGUCCAUCAAACUACGGUUAAGCCGGUGCAAAGUGCCAAAUUGGAAUUAAAACUUCAGAACUCUAACUCUACCAGCGUAUAUUUAAACAAAACGAGCUUGAAUCCAGCAACUACCAUCACAACGAAAACAAAAACUCAGUCAGACGUUAAACCAGCGCCCAUAGUACCACCACCACCACCAACGCCUCCUAAAAGUGUAACACUACCCACACUAAAUAGCAGCAGCCCUGCAGAUACGUCCAGCAGUACAGAUCCAAGAGAUCAACUAUUGAUGGCAAUACGCAACUUCAAGCGUGAUAAUCUAAAUCGUAUUUAAAGUAGCACGAAGAAGAAUUUUUAGAAAAAGAAUAACCACACAUGUUGGAUACAUUAGUCACAAGGAGCUGGACUGAAAUCAAGUAAAAUAUUAUUGUAAAUGUGUUUUUAUAAAUACGUAUUUUAUAAGGACUAUAGGAAACGUUUUAAGCCGAAGUCAACUAAUUUUAUUAGCAUAGUUUAAGAAGUAGGGAAAACAAAGGCACUCGUCUACACAACCACACACACAAAGCAGCAGUCGUUGUGUCAAGCGUGAGGAGGACAGUGUCUACCCAAAAAAAAAAUAUGAAACCGUGAAAGCUAUAACAUUAUAUAAAUAUAUGCACAAAUAAUUAUAGGUUUACACACAUAUAUAAAUAUACAAAUAUGAAUUUUAAUAUUCACUGGAAUGAUAAAUAUAACCGACUACCGUAUAUUACUAGCAAAGUCCUUGGUGACUGUGUAAAAAUGCUAACCAAAUGUUUUCCAUCAGUCUGUCAACCGGAGAAAUGCCAGUUUUAGUGGUUUUCUUUUAGUUAACUGGCAUACUAAAUGUCCCAUUAACAACAAGUAAUACAUAAUUUAACAUACGUUUGUAUUCUGUAAAUUAUAUUCAAUAUUCUAAUUAACGUAUGAAUGGACAUUUAUAACUGCGUUUUAUUUAUAUUUUACUUGUUUUAUCUGUACGUAUAAAAAUGGAAUAUUACAAUGUUGAUAAUAAACCCCAAAAAAUACAAAUGCGUACUAUUUUAUUUGAAACCACGUUUGUCAAAUGGUAAAAUUGUUGUUCGAAUCUAUCUAAGCAGUUUAAAAAUAUGAAGGUGAAAUAGUAAUUACAAACUUACCGAUUUUCGUUCCCAUCGCUGAGAAUUUGUACUUAAUGAAAUUUUAAUAUUUUUCUGUGUGUUAGAUGUUUAAUGAGAGUUGAUUGUUGGUAUAUUGAUGAUAUAUUUGUAUAUGCAGAUGAAAGUUUUAAUUUUUUUGUUUUGUGUUAUAUAUGCUCAAUUACUUAUUAUUUAAAAUAUGUUGAAUAACUUAUUCUUGUUCUUAAACCUAAAAAUUGAUUCAAAAGAUAAAUUAAGCUUUCCAAAUAUACAUGUAUAUUUGUACGCAAGUUGCUUUAUUUACCUUUUCAUUUCUUCAUUUAACUAACUUCAUUUCAUUUCAAUACUAACACAGCUUUUCUAUCCGUUAUUUUCUUUUUAUUCAACACAGGUUUUCGUUCCGUUAUUAUUUUCUUGUUUAUUCAUAUUUUACUAACAAAUAAUUGAGGACCGCUUACAGCGGUUGAUUGACGCCAAUUGUUGUUUUGGUAAACAAACCGGUAUCUCCCA
Zeugodacus cucurbitae (melon fly) is the source of this 7228-nucleotide messenger RNA. Its product is annotated as mucin-2. The transcript has 5 exons. The record is from RefSeq and is a predicted model, not a curated record. The coding region runs from base 1705 to 5916 and encodes 1403 amino acids. Lineage: Eukaryota; Metazoa; Arthropoda; Insecta; Diptera; Tephritidae.